Cimex lectularius (bed bug) is the source of this 2336-nucleotide messenger RNA. Its product is annotated as G1/S-specific cyclin-E1-like. Gene Ontology annotation, cellular component: centrosome; nucleus; cytoplasm. Gene Ontology annotation, biological process: G1/S transition of mitotic cell cycle; regulation of cyclin-dependent protein serine/threonine kinase activity. The record is from RefSeq and is a predicted model, not a curated record. Gene Ontology annotation, molecular function: cyclin-dependent protein serine/threonine kinase regulator activity. The transcript has 12 exons. The coding region runs from base 356 to 1630 and encodes 424 amino acids. NCBI's taxonomy places the organism in Eukaryota, Metazoa, Arthropoda, Insecta, Hemiptera, Cimicidae.
GUUGUUAGUCCGUCUUGCAAAUUAAUUUAUUAUAUUGGACGCGAAAGUUGUUCAGCCGUGUUAUUUAUAAUUCGUCACCUGAAAUGAAAACGCACGUGUUUCACCGGGAGGAGGGGAGCAUUUGUCGACUUUUUGUGUGCAGCUUCCCCAUGCACUAGGCAUCUGCCUUGCCCAUCUUGAUAGGGCAGAUGUUCCGGGACAGCUCAUUUACUGAUAGCCCAGACUUAACUCGUGGAAUAUUAGUGGAACAAAGGAAAUAAUUACGCUGACGCCUGAUGACGUCUCUUCGCCCCGAGAGUAUUUCUGGGUUUAUUGCAUUUGAGGUUGCUCAUCAGUUUUGGUUUUCUCUGAGACGAUGCAGCGUCAAUCAACUACAGUAGGUUUAAAAAGAAAGCGGCGUCCAUCAGAUAGUUGUGAGAACAUCGAAAAUGAGCCUGUUAUAUUGGAGAAGAAAAGGAGAGAAGAUAGAAACUAUGUAGACAAUGACAACCAUACAAUGGAGAGAAUUCCUCUGACAGAGUUAUCUGUCUUGGCUUUAUCUUCUACUCAGGAUCAUGAUGAAUCUUCUGAUGAUGAGGCGAUUGAAAAGAUUAGGUCAAGCAUCAUAGAAACUGAUGAUUCCGAUUGUGACGAAGAUGAAGAUUUCUUCAUGUCUAGUCUCAAUUCAGGAGAUUCAUCUGAAAGUAAUGUCAACACAAAACGAAGUUUCGGCUGGCUAUCCUAUUUGGAUUUUUGGUCAAGUUAUUGCGAUGAUAGUAGAAGUGCCACAAAUAUCCGUUUACCGACACCGUUUGUCAACCAUCCAAAUUUACAGCCUCGGAUGAGAAGCGUCCUUUUAGAAUGGUUAAUUGAAGUGUGUGAUGUGUAUAAAUUACAUCGUGAGACUUAUUACUUGGCAUUAGAUUAUCUCGAUAGAUUUUUAAGCAUAACCAAGAAUAGACAGAAGACACAGCUACAACUCAUAGGUGUCACAUGCCUUCUUAUAGCAGCAAAAUACGAAGAAAUAUUCCCACCAAAAGUAUCCGAAUUUGCUUAUAUAACUGAUGGUGCAUGCACUGAGGAAGAAAUAAUUAAAAUGGAAUUAGUUAUGAUAAAGGCGAUUGAUUGGAGGUGUACUAUUCUGUCAGCAAAUGGGUGGCUUUCAACCCUGAUGCAAUUAGUUUACUAUCGCACUUCUUCAAAAAAGCAAGACAUCAUGAUUCAGCAGUAUUCGGUUAAAGCGUUUAGCAAAGUUGCUCAACUUUUGGACCUUGUAAGCUUAGACGAAGGAUUUUUAAGCUAUUCUUACAAAAUACUUGCCGUUUCAACCAUGUAUCUAGCCUUUUCAAAAUCCAAUGCUUUAUCAAUUUCUGGUCUUGCGUUAUCUGAUAUCAUCACUUGUGUUUCCUGGAUGGAACCUUUUUGGGAUGUGCUUAAGGAAAAAUUUCCAUCGGAUGAAAAUGUGAAUACUUUUCCUUCAGAUUCAAAAUUCAAACCAACCGAUUUCUCUCACACCGUUUUAAAACAUACCGUGACAUUGGAACUACUUGAAGCUGGCCAAGCAAAAUUAUUGUUAAAAUCUGAUCCGAAGCAUCAGACCGAUGUGGGAUUGCUAACACCACCCUUGAGUUCCAAGAAACAAUCACUUUAAAUCAUUAAUAUUAAUGUGAUUUGUAAAUACAAAAUUGUUUUGUUUACCAGUUGUUAGUUGGAUAUGUUUGAACAAAAUUUAGGAUUUUUUUAAUAGCAUUAAUAAUUUAUUGUAUUGGGUUGUGCCUUCCGGAAAAAUAGAUAGUAAUAACGCUCAGUAUUCUCUUGAUUCUUGUAAUUUAUCAAUUCAUUUGCCUUGAUACUUUGCAGUAUCGUUUCAACUUGAACUGUUUUUUAUUUUGUUUUUUGUUUGUUAAUAGUUGGUCAGAAAUGAUGCAGUGUGACAGGAAGAGAAUAUGAGUUAAACCAGGAAUCGUUAUAAAAGAAAUACAACAUAUUUAGUUGAAUUGUGACGAGGGCACUACCAUUUGACUGUUUUGAUUUUUCUAUUGUUUUAUUGAGCCAAAUCUAGUCAAAGACUAAAUUAAAUGAAAAACACUUGCUUGUCCUUGUUGUCAAGAAUUAUAAUAUAGCAUACUUGAAUGCGAUUUAUCAACAUCUACUUUGCUAUGAAUUUGUUAUUUGUCAGAAUUGCAAUUCGGUUUUUAUGUACAUUGCAUUGAUGAACAAAAUUGCUUUUCACUUCUAAUUUAUUCAGUUAUUCUUAAAUUAAAUUAAUUAAAAGAUAUUUUUUUAUGUUAGUUUAAAUAGCCGAUUUAAUACUGAAGACUGUUACAUUUUAAAUAUAGUUAGUCAAUUUUUUUAUA